Periconia digitata is the source of this 1325-nucleotide messenger RNA. Lineage: Eukaryota; Fungi; Ascomycota; Dothideomycetes; Pleosporales; Periconiaceae. The record is from the annotation of a GenBank genome assembly.
AUGUCCGACCAACCCGCCGCUGUGCCAGCCGCCGAGGCAGCCAGCAACCCCACCGAGACCAGCAAUGGCAGCAAUGGCAACGCCCAGGACGUCAAGACCGCUGAAGCUUCUGCAGAGGCGACUGCCACCGCCGACGCGACCGCAGAUACCAAGUCCGGCGAGCAGCCCACCGAGAAGCGCAACGACGACAACGACUCCAAUGACAAGCGCAGCAACGACAAGCGCGAGUCUGGCGGACGCCCUCAUCGCGGCAAGCGUGGCGGUUUUCGCGGCGACCAUUACAACGGCCGCAAGCCUCUCCGCAAGCCAAUUGACAAGUCGGAGUACGAGAAUCUUCCAGAGUCCAGUGAUCCCGACGAGAUCCGCGGUCAGGUCGAGUUCUACUUCUCGGACCACAACCUGAAGCAAGACGAGCACUUGUUCCUCGAGUGCCAGGGUCCCAAGAACCUCCCCGUCCCUAUCAAGCACAUGUGCCAGUUCAAGCGCAUGCGUCGCUUCACGCCCUACACCGCCGUCGUUGAUGCUCUCCGAGCCAGCGAGUCGCUCGAAGUUGUUGAUGAUGGUUCCUUCAGCGGUCCAGGCAACGAAGGUGUCCGCCGCAAGUCGGCAUUGGUUGUCCCUGACACCCCGGGUCCCCACGAGCAGGACCCUCCUACCAUGAAUGACCUCCAAAAGCGCUGCAUUCGGGCCUACCAUGCCGAAGACAGUGCCGACAUCUACGUCAAGGGAUUCCUCAAGGCAGACGCGCCCAACGGUAGCGACGUCGGUCAACUCACCCUUGAGCAGUUCUUCAAGCCUUAUGGCUCAGUUGUAGUACGCAAGCGCCGUGACUUGGACAAUCUCUUCAAGGGCAGCGUGUUCGUCACCUUUGAUUCUGCCGAGUCCGCUCAGCAGUUUCUGCACCUCGAUCCCAAGCCAACCUUCAACGGCCUGGACCUUACCAUCAUGACCAAGCGCGCCUAUAGCGAGAUGAAGUGUCGCGAGAAGGGCAUCAUCCCAGACUGGGAGAAGAAGAAGAACAACAACUCGGGCGACACUCGCGGACGCGGACGUGGAGGUGGCAAUCGUGGACGCGGUGACCGUGGUCGUGGCCGUGGCCGCGGUGGACGUGGUGGACGGGACGAUCGUCGCCGCCGCAACUCUGGUGGUGGUGAUGACUGGAACGAGCGUCGCGACCGCUUCCAAGCUGACAAGGGCGAGCAAGGCAACAAGCGUAAAGCCGAGGAGGAGGUCAAUGACGGUCCGAAGAAGGCCAAGUUGGAGAUCAAGGAGGACGAGUAGGGGUUUCCUUUACUGGACUUGAUGCUUUCCUUUUACUUUUCCAU